Molecule: messenger RNA, 1395 nt
Organism: Arachis ipaensis
Lineage: Eukaryota; Viridiplantae; Streptophyta; Magnoliopsida; Fabales; Fabaceae
Product: vacuolar protein sorting-associated protein 20 homolog 1
Biological process (GO): vesicle budding from membrane; late endosome to vacuole transport via multivesicular body sorting pathway
Cellular component (GO): ESCRT III complex; multivesicular body
Source: RefSeq, a predicted model, not a curated record
AAAAAAAAAAAAUCUUUUCUUUCCAUUGUCUUCAACCUCUAGAACACACCAUCACUAAACUUCCACAACAACCACGCCAGCAUCACCACCAUUACUACUCUAUCAUCACCCACCCACUUCUCCCUCUACUCUCAAAAUUGAAAAACUCUGACCUUGAGACCUUCCACUGCAAACCUACCGAUCCCUAAUUCCGUCUCAUCAUCAAAGACGUGGGAGCAGAACAGUCUACGCUGGGAACCUCCUUGGUGAUAUUGGUGAAAGAGAAGUAGAAGAUUUGUUUUCAAAGCUGCUUCUGUUGCUACUACUUUCUUCGAUAAUCGACGACAAACACUCUCAACAAAACGUCUUCGUGAAGUAAAACCUUAGCUGCAAAGAGAGGAAUCAGAAACUAACAAGUGUUCGAUCGAUGGGAAACAUAUUUGUGAAGAAACCAAAGGUCACAGAUGUCGAUCGAGCAAUUCUCGCUCUCAAGACCCAAAGGCGUAAGCUUGCUCAAUAUCAACAAAAGCUUGAUGCUGUUAUUGAAGCAGAAAAGCAAGCAGCAAGAGACUUGAUUCGUGAAAAGAAGAAGGAUCGGGCCUUGUUGGCCUUGAAAAAGAAAAAGGCACAAGAAGAAUUGUUGAAGCAAGUUGAUGCCUGGGUUAUAAAUGUUGAGCAACAAUUAGCAGAUAUUGAACUGGCAAGCAAGCAAAAGGCUGUAUUUGAAAGCUUAAAGGCUGGUAAUGAUGCAAUGAAAGCUAUACAAAGUGAGAUAAACAUUGAAGAUGUUCAGAAGCUUAUGGAUGAUACUGCUGAAGCUAAAGCUUAUCAAGAUGAAAUUAAUGCAAUAUUAGGAGAAAAAUUAUCAGCAGAGGAUGAGGAGGAGAUUUUAGCAGAAUUUGAGAACUUGGAAACCCAGCUUGCAGUCGAAGAUCUUCCAGAAGUUCCUUCCUCAGUGCUUCAAGAUGACAAACUGGACCUUCCUGAUGUCCCAACCAAGGCACCGGCUGCUAGCGAAGCCGAAGUAUCUUCAGAAAGAAAAGUUUUGGAGGAACCAUUGGCAGCUUGAAGAACAUUGUGACUGGAGCUUCUCAACUGUUAGGCAAACCGAUGGCGAAUCAAAUCUGGCCCUUUUCAUGUCUGCUUGUACCAUUCAUUACAAAUUGAGUUGCAAAUAUCAUGCAUUAGCUUGGGCUUUGAUUGGUUUUGAUAUUUGAAGUGACAUUUUGUACAUAUAUUAUAGUUCAAUUUUAUACAUGAAUUAUCUCCGGAAAAGAACCAUAUUGUUUUCGCUUGAAAACUCCCAUUAUUUACCUUAUACAUUCGGUAUUUUUGUUACUCAAGCAUGUAGUCAGAUCAGAUGUAUAAUUUGCCAAUAAUAUCCCGAACACAUUGAUUAGCCAAUGUUGUGCCUUA